This is a messenger RNA of Chelonoidis abingdonii (Abingdon island giant tortoise), 3870 nucleotides long. The record is from RefSeq and is a predicted model, not a curated record. NCBI's taxonomy places the organism in Eukaryota, Metazoa, Chordata, Testudines, Testudinidae.
CAUAGAGCUCCAUGACUCCCCCCAUCCCCCGGCCUAGGAGUCAGACCUGCUGCUAGCCGUUUCUGGGUAAGGACUACUAGUUUUACUACUAGUUUUACUGACCGGCCAGCAGUGUCCCUGGGUGCUGAGCCAGGUGACCCGGUGCCUUAAAUUCCACCACCCGAACUUUGAAAACUACUGCUCUAGAGGAUAUUGGUAUCCACUCCCAGGGCGAUGCUCUCAUACUUUGCUGGUUAAACCAGAGCAACUAUGCCUUUCCCCUUCUACCACUCCUGCCACAAGUACUCCACAAGAUCCGGCAGGAGUGAGCCAUAGUCAUUCCGAUUGCCCCAUUCUGGCCAAGACAGUUCUGGUUUCCCAACCUACUCUGCAUGUUAGCCUGUCCCCCACUUCCUAUCCCCACUUUCCCCAAGCUGCUAACACAAUAGCACAGACAUCUUGAUCUGUAGAUGCUUCACCUCAGUGUGUAGUAUUUGGAUGGGCAUCUUCACUAGAAUGUGAAUGUUUAUCUGAAGUGCAAAACAUCCUCUUGAGCAGCAGAAAAGAGUCCUCUGGGUGUUCCUACUGGGCCAAGUGGAAAUGCUUUGCCUCCUGGACCCAACAGAAACGGCUUUCCACAGAGCAAGUGGAGAUUCCUUUUCUUUUGGAUUACCUCCUGUUCUUGAAGACGUGAGGGCUCACCCUCAACUUUCUCACGGUCUACAUAGCGGUAGUCAGUGCCUUCCAUCCCCCUGUGGAAGGACACUCUGUAUUUACACAUCCAUUGACUACUAGGUUUUGGAAAGGUCUCCUCAGAACUUUCCUACCCAGUGGGACCUCAGCUUCAUUCUUGUGGCACUAAUGAAACAGCCCAUGAUGGCAGACCCUCCCUUUCACCACUUUCCAUAAGGACAAAGUCUCUCUGUGGCUACAUGCUAAAUUUCUACGAAAGGUCAUAUCCAGUUUCAUCUCAACCAACUCAUACUCUUUACCUGCAUUCUUUCCAAAGCCCCUCACGUCGCAGAGGAACGAUGACUUUGAUCCCUUGACGCCUGCCAGGCCUUGGCCUUCUACCUGCAGAGAAGACCUAUCAGGAGGUCUGCUAGAUUGUUCAUCACAAUAGCUGAGAGUGUUAAGGGACAAGCAGUCUCCACAUAAAGAAUCUCCAAGUGGAUCUUUGAGUGCAUUACAAUCUAUCAGUUGUUUUGGCUGUCUCCACCCCUUGGAGUGAAAGCCUAUUGCACGUGGGCCCAGGCGUGAAUUAUAGCCACCCUCCAUGAUGAACCCACUUUGAGAGACACAUAAGGUGGCCACGUUGAGUUGAGUACAUAUCUUCGCUGCAUAUUUCGCCUUGGUGCAGAACUCUGCAAUGAAUGCUUCAUUCGCUGUGGCUGUCCUCCACACAACCAUUCCAUCCUCGUCCUUGCACCAUCUUCCGAAUUAGGUUAACACUUUUAAAGAGGAGUAGAAAAGAACAAAAUGGCAGCGGAAACUCAGACACUUAACUUUGGGCCUGAAUGGCUGCGAGCUCUAUCCAGUGGUGGGAGCGUGACUUCGCCUCCCCUUUCUCCCGCUUUGCCAAAGUACAAACUAGCAGAUUAUCGCUAUGGGAGAGAAGAAAUGUUAGCACUUUUCCUAAAGGAUAAUAAGAUACCUUCAGACCUCCUGGAUAAGGAGUUUCAGCCUAUUUUACAGGAGGAGCCCCUGCCACCACUGGCACUUGUGCCUUUUACAGAAGAAGAACAGAGAAAUUUCUCCAUGUCUGUAAACAGUGCUGCUGUCCUGCGGUUGACGGGACGAGGAGGAGGAACGGUGGUAGGGGCUCCUCGAGGUCGAAGUUCCUCUAGAGGUCGAGGCAGAGGCCGAGGAGAGAGUAGCUUCUUCCAAAGAAGUUUUGACGAAGUGGAGGGUGGAUUUGGGCGAGGAGGAGGCAGGGAAAUGCACAGAUCUCAGAGCUGGGAGGAAAGGGGAGACAGGCGGUUUGAAAAACCAGGGCGAAAAGAUCCAGUGAGACCAAAUUUUGAGGAAGGUGGGACAACAACAACAGGGAGGAAACACGAAUUUAUUCGCUCUGAGAGCGAGAACUGGCGCAUCUUCAGGGAGGAGCAAAAUGGGGAAGAUGAUGAUGGAGGCUGGAGACUGGCUGGGCCACGGAGGGAUGGUGAGAGGUGGCGUCCUCAUAGUCCAGACGGUCCUCGUUCUGCAGGCUGGCGAGAACCUAUGGAGAGACGGCGAAGGUUUGAAUUUGAUUUCCGAGACCGGGAUGAUGAGCGGGGUUACCGACGAGUGCGGUGCGGCAGUGGCAGUAUGGAAGAUGACAGGGGUAGUCUUCCUGAAUGGUGCUUGGAAGAUGCAGAAGAAGAAGUGGGAACAUUUGACUCAUCUGGGGCUUUUCUCUCAUUAAAGAAGGUUCAGAAGGAGUCAAUCCCUGAGGAACAGGAAAUGGAUUUCCGACCUGUGGAAGAAGGUGAGGAGCCUUCUGACUCUGAAGGGGGUCAUGGUGAAGAAGCCAAAGAGCUUGAAAAGACAACCAAGAGGGAGGGGGAUAAAAGAGAUACAAUAACUGCAGAGGCAGCAGAAGAAGCAGUCAGAACAUCUUCGCCAUCUAUCCGGUCAGGUACUCCACCAAAACUCCAGCCACAAGACCCACUACAGGCCAGUCUAUUUGAGCGGAAGGAAGAGUGUGUCCCAGAACGAACAGAAAAAAUGGAAGAUAAAGAGAAUCAAACAGCGAACACUCCGCCAUCCAAAGUGCCCAGUAGAGGAGAAGAUCUGACUCCUGCUGUUCAACCUUUGCCACAGAUCUCUCCAGCUACAGUUUCUCCUGUUCAUCUUUCUCCUCCUCUUUCCAAUACAAAUCCUGCUCUAAAGCCACUUCAGACAUCAGUCUCAGCUGCUCCAGGCAUGGGCAACAUUCCUGCUGAUCCAGAUGAUGAAGAGGGUCUCAAACACUUAGAGCAGCAGGCAGAGAAGAUGGUGGCAUAUCUGCAGGACAGUGCAUUGGAUGAUGAGAGACUAGCAGCAAAACUUCAAGAGCACAGAGCAAAGGGUUCCUCCAUGCCAUUACUCCAUGAAGCCAUGCAGAAGUGGUACUACAAGGAUCCUCAAGGAGAAAUUCAGGGUCCCUUCAGUAACCAGGAGAUGGCAGAGUGGUUCCAGGCUGGGUAUUUCACUAUGUCCCUGUUAGUAAAGAGAGUAUGCGAUGAGAAUUUCCAGCCACUUGGAGACAUCAUGAAAAUGUGGGGCAGGGUUCCUUUCACUCCAGGUCCAGCACCACCUCCACAUCUGGGCGAGAUGGACCAGGAGCGACUAACUAGACAACAAGAACUUACGGCACUGUACCAAAUGCAGCACCUCCAGUACCAGCAGAUUUUGAUACAACAACAGUAUGCACAGGUGUUGGCACAGCAGCAAAAAGCAGCCCUCUCAUCCCAGCAGCAGCAGCAACUGGCUCUCCCCUUACAGCAGUUCCAGGCCCUGAAGAUGAGAAUAUCUGAACAGAACCUGAUUCCAUCUGUAACAAGGCCUGUGUCAGUACCAGAGGCUAGCUCAGUUUGGGAGCUUCAGUCAACAGCAUCACAGCCCACAGUCUGGGAAGAAAGCAGUGUCUGGGAUCAUCCCAUUGAUGCUGCAGCUCAGGGACCUGCUCAAGAACAACUUCAGCAGCUCGAGAAGGCCAAAGCUGCAAAGCUAGAGCAGGAAAGGAGAGAAAUGGAAAUGAGGGCCAAACGAGAAGAGGAAGAGAGAAAAAGACAGGAGGAACUUCGAAGACAACAGGAGGAGCUACUUAGGAGGCAACAAGAGGAAGAGAGGAAACGCCGAGAAGAGGAGGAGCUGGCGCGAAGAAAGCAGGUGAGGUUUUUCAACACAGUUUAAAACUAACUCUGUGUA